This is a messenger RNA of Mandrillus leucophaeus (drill), 696 nucleotides long. Its product is annotated as olfactory receptor 1019-like. Gene Ontology annotation, molecular function: olfactory receptor activity; odorant binding; G protein-coupled receptor activity. Lineage: Eukaryota; Metazoa; Chordata; Mammalia; Primates; Cercopithecidae. Gene Ontology annotation, cellular component: membrane. The annotation marks the transcript as partial. The transcript has a single exon. The record is from RefSeq and is a predicted model, not a curated record. Gene Ontology annotation, biological process: sensory perception of smell; G protein-coupled receptor signaling pathway.
ACAUACAACUUUGAAGCAAUGGAUACAGAAAACCACUCAAUGGUGACUGAGUUUAUCUUCAUGGGCAUCACCCAGGACCCUCAGAUGCAGAUCAUCUUCUUCGUGGUUUUCCUCAUAGUUUACCUGGUUAAUGUAGUGGGGAACGUUGGUAUGAUUAUCCUGAUUAUAACAGACACUCAGCUUCACACACCCAUGUAUUUUUUCCUCUGCAACCUCUCCUUUGUUGACCUGGGCUACUCCUCAGCCAUUGCUCCCAGGAUGCUGGCUGACUUCCUAACAAAGCACAAAGUUAUCUCCUUCUCCAGCUGUGCCACCCAGUUUGCUUUCUUUGUAGGUUUUGUGGAUGCUGAGUGCUAUGUCCUGGCAGCCAUGGCCUAUGAUCGUUUUGUGGCUAUCUGUCAACCCCUCCACUAUAGCACCCUCAUGUCCAAGCGGGUCUGCUUGGCUCUCAUGCUGGGCUGUUACCUGGCUGGUCUAGUAAGUUUAGUAGCCCACACUUCCCUCACCUUCAGCCUGAGUUACUGUGGUUCCAAUAUCAUCAACCAUUUCUUCUGCGAAAUCCCACCACUCUUGGCCCUCUCUUGUUCAGACACCUACAUCAGUGAGAUCUUGCUCUUCAGUCUGUGUGGCUUCAUUGAAUUCAGCACCAUCCUCAUCAUCUUCAUCUCCUAUACCUUUAUCCUCGUUGCAAUCAUC